Messenger RNA from Hyaena hyaena (striped hyena), 1574 nucleotides. It is a transcript of the gene SUCNR1, whose product is annotated as succinate receptor 1. Gene Ontology annotation, cellular component: plasma membrane. Lineage: Eukaryota; Metazoa; Chordata; Mammalia; Carnivora; Hyaenidae. The record is from RefSeq and is a predicted model, not a curated record. The transcript has 2 exons. Gene Ontology annotation, molecular function: G protein-coupled receptor activity. Gene Ontology annotation, biological process: G protein-coupled receptor signaling pathway.
GUCUGCAUGUUAUGCAAAUUGGGCUUCACUAUGUCCAGUGGCACAGUCUUGGGUUAGAAGCUGUAUCAGGUUGCUGGUGAAGAAUUUCCAUCAAGGGAUCAGGGCCUUCUAACGGAAUGGCAUGGAAUGCAACUUGUCCAAAUUGGCUAGCAGCAGAGAUUGCCCUGGAAAAGUACUACCUUUCCAUUUUGUAUGGGAUUGAGUUUAUUGUGGGAGUCCUCGCAAAUACUACUGUUGUGUUCGGCUACCUCUUCUGUCUGAAGAACUGGAAUAGCAGUAACAUUUAUCUCUUUAACCUCUCUAUCUCAGACUUGGCUUUUUUGUGCACCCUCCCCAUGCUGAUAAGAAGCUAUUCUCAUGGAAAGUGGACAUAUGGGGAGGUGCUCUGCAUCAGCAACCGAUAUGUGCUUCAUGCCAACCUCUACACCAGCAUCCUUUUUCUGACUUUUAUCAGUGUUGAUCGAUACCUGCUUAUGAAGCAUCCUUUCCGAGAACACUUUCUGCAAAAGAGAGAGUUCGCGGUUUUGAUCUCUUUGGGUAUUUGGGUUUUAGUAACCCUAGAGCUACUGCCCAUACUUCCUCUUAUAAAUUCAAAUAUAGCUGCCAACAGCACCAACUGCAUUGAUUACGCAAGCUCUGGGGACCCCGAAUACAACCUCAUUUAUAGCAUGUGUCUAACCUUCUUGGGAUUCCUCAUUCCUCUUUUGGUGAUGUGCUUCUUUUAUUUCAAGAUUGCUCUUUUCUUAAAGCAGAGAAGCACGCAGCUUGCUACUGCUGUGCCCCUUGAAAAGCCCCUCACUUUAGUCAUCAUGGCAGUUGUGAUCUUCUCCAUGCUUUUUACUCCCUACCACAUCAUGCGGAACGUGAGGAUCGCUUCACGCCUGGGAAAUUGGAAGCAGUCCCGAUGCGCUCAGGCCACCAUCAACUCCUUAUACAUUGUGACUCGGCCUUUGGCCUUUCUGAACAGCACCAUAAACCCUGUCUUCUAUUUCCUUUUGGGAGAUCACUUCAGAGAGAUGUUGAUGAGUAAGCUGAGGCACCAAUUCAAACCCCUUACAUUCUUUAGAAGAUGAAGUCAUGGACUGAUGUUUCCAUUCAGGAAAAAGUGAGAUACUUGUUUACUACACUGUUUUGUAUGUGAAACUGUAGGCCAAAUAGAUUUUGAUUUAACUCAUAGACAUAAAUCAGAGACGGAAAGACCUGACACUGUUUUAAAGACACACUGUGCCCAGAGUCUGUGAAAAGAUAAUGAGAAGUAUUUAUCGGUUUCUUCACCUAGGAAUUGAAAGGCAUUGGACUGGCAUUGUCUAAUGUUUGAACAUAUAAGCCCCAAACCAUACGUGUUCUAAGACUUUCUCAAUCAGUGUAAAAAAAUAGAAGAUACAUAAAGCAGCAUUUCAUCAUCACCCAGAUUGUGAAAAAAAAUGUGUUGGCAAUAUUCUCUAUGUUAUUCUUAUCCAUUUGAUCUUAUAACUUAAUGUGAAAUUGACUACCAGAUUAGAAAUAGACUAUUAAAGAUUGUUGUUAGAAAUUGGGUGUCUCGGUGGCUUAGUCGGUUAAGCGUCCAACUUUGG